Messenger RNA from Selaginella moellendorffii, 3282 nucleotides. RefSeq names its product cation-chloride cotransporter 1. Gene Ontology annotation, cellular component: membrane. The transcript is spliced from 12 exons. Gene Ontology annotation, molecular function: chloride:monoatomic cation symporter activity. The coding region runs from base 176 to 3151 and encodes 991 amino acids. The record is from RefSeq and is a predicted model, not a curated record. NCBI's taxonomy places the organism in Eukaryota, Viridiplantae, Streptophyta, Lycopodiopsida, Selaginellales, Selaginellaceae. Gene Ontology annotation, biological process: transmembrane transport; monoatomic ion transport.
UGUUUGUUAAACCCUAGGAACGAGCACCUCGCCGUGUCGCGGUCGCGUCGCUGUCGCGGUCGGAUCUUGCGGCGCAGCUGCUGCCCCUGGCGAUCCAGGUAGCUGCUCACGCGUAAUCUCGAUCCAAAUUGGCGCAUUCCAGGCCGGGAUCGAAUGAGGGUUUAGAUCAGGGGCGAUGGGAGUGGAGAAGGGCGGCGGCGACGCCGACGACGCCAAUGCGACCGGGCGGCGGGAAUCGCCACGAGCGAAUGGCGAGCUCGAUGUCGUGGAUCUGGAAGUACCAGCGGGGAUUAAGCCGGUCAAUACUGGCAGAUCCAGUCAAAAUGCUCGCUUUGAUCAAGAUGAUGGGCCGGUGUCUCCGACUGACGAGAUUUUUGAUCAAACCGAGAGAGAAACAAAGCUGGAGCUUUUCGAGAUUGAUUCGCUCGUCGAUGUGGUCGGGCUCAAAAGUAUGGGAGGCCAGCAGCCACCACAAGCUUUUAGUCCCAGGGCUGGAGAAGAGAUUGCUAUCACGCUUGGCCGUCCUCGGGUACGUCGAAAUCCACUGUUCGCUCAUGUUCUUGUCUUGAAAAAAAUUAAUUUUCAGCCUCGCGGUGCAAAGCUUGGAACACUCAUGGGAGUCUUUGUACCUUGUCUUCAAAACAUUCUAGGAAUUAUUUUCUACAUCCGUUUUUCGUGGAUUGUAGGCCUUGCUGGAAUUGGACAGAGUUUGGUGCUCGUCUCUUUGUGCUGCUUAUGCACAUUCUUGACUGGGAUCUCGCUGAGCGCCAUAGCCACCAAUGGCGCGAUGAAGGGUGGCGGACCGUAUUAUCUGAUUGGUCGAGCUCUUGGUCCGGAAGUCGGUAUUAGUAUUGGGCUUUGCUUUUUCCUUGGAAAUGCGGUUGCUGGAUCACUGUAUAUUUUAGGUGCAGUAGAAACUUUUCUGGAUGCUCUUCCUGGGGCCGGCAUAUUUCAAGAAAGCGUGACACAACUAGCACCAGCUGCAGCAGGCUCGAGUCCUGAGAUAUUAAAAAGUCCCAGUUUGCAUGACCUUCAAGUGUAUGGAGUAAUUGUGACAAUUAUCUUAUGUCUUAUCGUCUUUGGAGGUGUGAAGAUCAUCAACAGAGUGGCCCCGGCUUUUCUUAUUCCAGUUUUAUUAUCCGUUUUCCUCAUCUUUAUUGGUAUCUUUGCUGCUCCUCGACGUGGUGAUCCAUCGGGAGUGACGGGCCUCAGAUGGAGAACACUCCAUGCUAACUGGGGUCCCGAGUACCAGCGUACCAACAGAGCUGGAAUUCCUGCGCCAGAUGGUAUCAUAUACUGGAAUUUUGAGGACCUACUGGGGCUUUUCUUCCCGGCAGUUACUGGUAUUAUGGCUGGCUCCAAUCGCUCUGCAUCUCUGAGAGAUACACAGCGUUCUAUACCGGUGGGAACUUUGCUAGCCAUUGCCUCCACGACAUGUCUUUAUUUAAUUUCAGCCAUCAUGUUUGGCUCUGUGGCAAACCGUGAAGAACUCUUAACAAAUCGAUUGCUGACCGCGACAUUAGCUUGGCCUGUUCCCGCAGUCGUUCAAGUUGGCAUUAUCCUUUCGACACUUGGCGCAGCUCUUCAAAGUUUAACCGGUGCGCCAAGGCUGCUAGCUGCUAUUGCAAAUGACGACAUACUCCCAGUUUUGAAAUAUUUCAAGGCACCAGACGGGGUCGAGCCUCAUUUGGCAACGCUUUUCACCAUGUUCAUAUGUUCAAGCUGCGUCAUCAUUGGUGAUCUCGACCUCAUCUCUCCCGUUAUUACCAUGUUCUUUCUCUUGUGCUAUGCGGGAGUUAAUCUUUCCUGUCUUUUGCUCGACUUACUUGAUGCUCCAAGCUGGCGUCCUCGGUGGAAAUUUCAUCACUGGAGCUUUUCGCUCCUGGGUGCUCUAUUGUGCAUAGUUAUAAUGUUUUUAAUAUCCUGGAUUUUCACAACUGUAUCACUCGCGUUGGCAAGUCUCAUAUAUUAUUACGUUAGCUUGAAAGGCAAAGCAGGAGACUGGGGUGAUGGUUUUAAAAGUGCUUACUUUCAGCUUGCUUUAAGAAGUCUUCGUUCCUUAGGAGCAAACAACGUCCACCCGAAAAACUGGUAUCCCAUUCCACUUAUAUUUUGCAAGCCUUGGGGGAUUUUGCCACAAGACGUUCCAUGCCAUCCCAAACUCGCCGACUUUGCCAACUGCAUGAAGAAGAAGGGCCGCGGUAUGUCCAUAUUCGUUUCCAUUUCGGAGGGAGAGUAUAUAGAUAAGGUAGACGAGGCACGUCAGGCGUGUCGAUUACUUGGAACUUACAUCGACUACAAGAACUGCGAAGGGGUGGCCGAGGUGAUCAUUGCGAAGGAUGUCUGCGAGGGGUUCCGGGGUAUUGUACAGACUAUGGGACUUGGCAACCUCAAGCCAAACAUCGUCUGCAUGAGAUAUCCUGAGAUCUGGAGGGACGAACAGCAUGGCCGCGUCUCCGAUGUUUUCGUAAGCAUUAUCAACGACUGCUCCAUCGCAAACAAGGCCGUGGUGAUCGUCAAGGGGCUGGACGAGUGGCCGGGCGAAUACCAGAAGCAGUAUGGAACCAUCGACCUCUACUGGAUCGUCCGCGACGGUGGCCUCAUGCUGCUCCUCUCCCAGCUCCUCCGAGCAAAGGACAGCUUCGAGAGCUGUAAGAUUCAAGUCUUUUGCAUCUCGGAGGAGGACACCGAGGCGGAGGAGCUCAAGGCCGACGUGAAGAAGUUCUUGUAUGACCUGCGCAUGCAAGCCGAGGUGAUUGUGGUGACGAUGAAGUCGUGGGAGGCUCACCAGGAGGACCGUGGCGUGGACACUGGACGGGAGGACGCAAUGGAGGCCUUCUCCAAGGCCAGGAAGAGGAUUGCUCACAGGUCUGCCGAGCUCAAGAAGAAAGCUGCGUCGAUCGAGGACGAGGUCCAGCACUCUUACAACGAGCAGCAAGUUAACAAGUUCCUCUACACCAGCCUCAAGCUCAACUCAAUCAUCAUGAGAUACUCGAGAAUGGCGGCCGUGGUGCUGGUCAGCUUGCCGCCGCCACCUCCCAAGCAUCCCUCAUAUUGCUACAUGGAGUACAUGGACCUCCUCGUCGAUGGCAUUCCCAGGCUGCUAAUGGUCCGUGGCUACAGGAGAGACGUGAUCACCAUCUUCACGUAAAAAGGCUGUGAAUUUGCUGCUAUCAUUCUUUUCGUCACUGCUACUAUGGCCGAAAUUUUGUACACCCGGGGACUCUAUGUAUCCGUGGAAAGCUGUUGAUUAAUGGGCAUUUUAUAGACCAUUGGUGUCGA